This is a messenger RNA of Oppiella nova, 1067 nucleotides long. NCBI's taxonomy places the organism in Eukaryota, Metazoa, Arthropoda, Arachnida, Sarcoptiformes, Oppiidae. The record is from the annotation of a GenBank genome assembly.
AAAGGUUAUUCACUAAAACCAUUUGAUAUCAUAUGAAAUAUUCUUGAAUACACACUAGCAACUUGUUUACGAAGGAAAAAGUUUGUGUAAAAUAAAACAAUAUGUCGUUAGCUAUAGAAAGCGGUGCCACGAAUACAGUGGCCAUAUAUGUCGGUGCCGGUGAUGACUCCCGCAAAAGUCUUAAGCGCUUCCACUUCGGCGCCGCAAACUUUAAACUUUUAAAACCCACACAAAUAGAGUCAUUCCUCAAUGAUAUUAAGACCACUACUGCUCAAUAUGUAAUCGAUAGGAUCGCCAUCGGAAUGCCCGGUAUUGUGGGUGAACAGGAUAAAAAGGCAUUGAAACGAGCCGUGGAUAAGGUAUGGCCUAAUCUGAAGAUGGUAUGGGUGGGCAACGACACGGACACUGCAUUAGCAUGUAUCGACGACACUAAGUAUGCCAUCAAAUGCAUAGUCAUAUCGGGCACCGGGAGCUGUUGUUAUGGCAACAACGGUCACAAGACGGCUAAGAUCGGAGGACACGGACACAUCAUAGGAGAUAGAGGCUCAGGGUAUGCUAUCUCACACAUGGCAUUGAGAGAGGCUUUAAAAGAUUACGAAUACAAUCACUACACACCGGAUGACACGGAACCGCACGAAGACCGGUCGGUGCUCAUGAACUGUCUGCUCAAACACCUGAACCUGCAGUCCAUCUACGAGCUGGUGGGCUGGUCGGUGGUGGCCUCCAAGGCAGAGAUCGCCGAUUUGGCCCAAUUGGUCAUCAAAGUGGCGCUCAUGGGCAACGCCGUCGCCAAACGCGUCUUAGACAUCGCCAUCGAUGAUCUCGUCAACGACAUCAAGUGUCUGGUCAGUCGGCUGCGCAAUGACGGCGCCAAAGCCGAGGGCAAUACCAUUCAGAUUGGAUUCACCGGUAGUUUAUUGUCAAAGAGUGAGACAUUCUCGCAGCGCGUGUCGCAGAAGUUGAAGCAAUCGGUUCCCGACGCGGAUAUUAUCAUAUUGAAGGACACAGUGAUGGGCGCCCUCCGGAUGAUUAGCGACAAGAACAGCAAUUCCAGUGAUAACGGAGUC